Molecule: messenger RNA, 1052 nt
Organism: Cucumis melo (muskmelon)
Lineage: Eukaryota; Viridiplantae; Streptophyta; Magnoliopsida; Cucurbitales; Cucurbitaceae
Exons: 5
Coding region: 1-510 (169 amino acids)
Source: RefSeq, a predicted model, not a curated record
AUGUCUAAUCUAGGUUUUGCUUGUACAUUGCAGGUUCUAAAGACGGUAAACUUUGAGCUUCAUGUUCAGGAGCCUUUCUUUACUCAGCUAAAAGAUGGCCUAAAGAGAGUGGAAGGAAGAUGUGCUGCUGGUAAUUACAAUCGAAUUCAGUCUGGAGCGUUGAUACUUUUCAAUAAAUGUUUGUUGUUUGAGGUUCAGGAUGUACGUCAAUACCCUUCAUUUUAUGCGAUGUUGAAAGCGGAGAGUCUUGAUAACGUUCUUCCUGGAGUAAAAACAUUAACAGAUGGUGUUCAAGUAUACAGGAAGUUCUACUCUGAAGAGAAAGAACUGUCCAAUGGUGUCCUUGGGAUUCAUGUCAAAAAAUCUGUUGUCCAGCCAUACAUUAUUUUGUCCAGAAUCAUAUCUGUGAGUUUUCUUGCUUCCCUACUUUUCCUUACCUGCAUCUUUGUUGCCAUGGCCAACUUACACAAAAAACUUGGACCGUUUGGUUCAAGGGAUUGGGAAAUGUGAAUGGGUAAGUGUUCUUGUUUGAUUUUCUGUAAGCUGUAGUGAGCUGUUAAAACCUUAGUCUAACCAAGUUAAAGUUUUAGACAAUCAUUUUUCAACUUAGUAUAUCGUUACCUGUAUAUUUUCUUUUCCAUUUUCAUGUAUUGACAUCCAAACUUUAGAUAAUGAAACAAUCAUCAACAAUAUUCACAACAAUGAUUACUAUUAAGUAAGAUCAUAACUUGAAAAAACUAGCUAUUGCAAAAGAGCUACAUUGCUCCCGAAAAUAGGGAAAUUUAUCCCAUCUUCCUAUUUAAACAGAAAAAAAAUUAAAGCUUGGCAACCCAGGUAGGAUUAGUCAUCAUGGAUUAGCCUAGUGGUAAAUAAAGGACAUGGAUUUGGUAAAGAGCUUAGAAGGAAUGAGUUCAAUUCAAGGUGACUACCUACCAAGGAUUUAAAGUCCUACGAGUUUACUAGACACCCAACCGUUGUAGGGUUAGACGUGUUGUUUGUGAGAUUAGUUAAGUUAUGCACAAGUUUGGCUAAACACUCAUGGUUAUAAGAAA